This is a messenger RNA of Aureococcus anophagefferens, 1534 nucleotides long. RefSeq lists its product as hypothetical. Gene Ontology annotation, molecular function: chromatin DNA binding; histone binding. The coding region runs from base 1 to 1467 and encodes 488 amino acids. Gene Ontology annotation, biological process: regulation of DNA-templated transcription. Gene Ontology annotation, cellular component: nucleus. NCBI's taxonomy places the organism in Eukaryota, Pelagophyceae, Pelagomonadales, Pelagomonadaceae. The record is from RefSeq and is a predicted model, not a curated record. The transcript is spliced from 2 exons.
AUGCAGAACAUGCACGAGAAGAAGUGCUUCUGCGACGGCGAGAAGCUUGUGGCCAUCAUCUCCGAGGCCGCGUCCGCGGGCAUCUCGCUCCAGGCGGACCGGCGCAUCCCGAACCAGCGGCGCCGCGUGCACCUCACGCUCGAGCUGCCCUGGUCCGCGGACAAGGCCAUCCAGCAGCUCGGCCGGUCCCACCGGUCGAACCAGUCCUCCGCGCCCGAGUACAAGUUCCUCAUCUCGUCCGUCGGCGGCGAGAAGCGCUUCGCGUGCGCCGUCGCGCGGCGCCUCGAGUCUUUAGGCGCGCUGACCCAGGGCGACCGGCGCGCCACCGUCGGCGCCAAGGGCCUCGGGCUCCAGUCCUUCAACUUCGACACGAAGUGGGGCCGCCAGGCGCUCGCCACGCUCAUGCGCGUCGUCGUCCGCGCGGCGAACUCGCCCUUCACGCUGCCGACGCUGCCCAAGGACGAGAAGGACGAGCUCAUGCAGGCCUUCUCCAAGGACGGCACGAUCUUCUCCGGCGGCGGCGCGGACCCGGAGUUGUCCGUGGGCAUCGACGCGUCGCUGGACACGGAGAAGAAGGCGUCCGUCGGCGUCUUCCUCAACCGCCUCCUGGGCCUCACGCUCGUGCGCCAGAACCUCAUCUUCGACUACUUCUCCAAGCUCGUCGACCACCACGUCCGCGUCGCGCGCCGCGAGGGCAAGUACGACGAGGCCAUCGCCGAGGUCAAGGGCCACCGCGUCGAGAUCACGGACGAGACCGUGCUCCAGGCGGAGACGUCGACGCGCGGCGAGCUCGUGCACCUCAACGUCGAGGUCGACCGCGGCAUCCCCUGGGACGAGGCGCUCGCCGUCCUCGCGUCCGCGACGGAGGACGCGGCCCACGAGAAGGCCGCCAAGGAGGCCCAGGCGCAGCACCGGGGCCGCAACGCCUUCACGGACAUGCGCAGCCUCCGCGGCCGCGCGGAGGUCGCGGGCUUCUACCGGUCGAACAUCCCGAACCCCGCGACCAAGAAGCACUACGUCGCCCUCGCCAUCGUCGGCAAGACCUACACGGCCGGCGACACGAGCGGCACGAUCCGCGUCUACCGCCCGAACACGGGCAUCUCGCAGAUGCAGAAGGUCGACCUGCUCCAGCGCUACGGCAAAAUCGACGCGGCCGACGUCAAGAAGGAGUGGAAGGCCCUCUACGACAACGGCGACAAGCACUGCUCCCACGGGCCCAAGUGCAAGCACGGGGCCAAGUGCCAGGUCGGUAAGCGCACGCAGCAGAAGCACGUGCUCCAGGGCUCGCUGCUCGUGUCCAUGCGCAAGGCCGAGGCCAUCAUCCAGAAGCGCACGGGCAACGCCAUCCGCCUCGGCGUCUGCCGCGUCGUCGAGACCGACGACGCGGGCAAGUCCGUCCUCGGCAUCGACCUCCCGACCUGCUACUGCCAGAACGUCAUGGACGAGCUCCAGGAGGAGGACAUGUGAACUCCGCCCCCUCCCCCCCGAAACGACCCCUUGAACCUUGUGUCGUACAUCGCUCCCGCUGUAGAAA